Molecule: messenger RNA, 648 nt
Organism: Hermetia illucens (black soldier fly)
Lineage: Eukaryota; Metazoa; Arthropoda; Insecta; Diptera; Stratiomyidae
Exons: 2
Coding region: 225-446 (73 amino acids)
Source: RefSeq, a predicted model, not a curated record
ACGACAUCAAUACUCUUCCCAUUCAUUUCAUUGUAACAUACAGAGAACUUCGAAGAAAUGUGUAAAAAUUCUUCGUCAAUAAUUCACCUUAUCGCCUUAUCCGCAUGCCUUUGUUGAUAAGAUAGUUGAUAUUAGGCGCGCAUAGAAUACAGAAGAUAUCAGACUAGUUAAGAAUUUAGUUUAUUGAGCACAUUGGAAAGUUUGAGGCUGAAAGGAACGCCAAAAUGAAGACAAUUUGGCUUAUGUUGGUAGUUUGUUUAAUGGCGCUGCCAAUUAGAGAAAGUGACUCGCGUAAAGUGAUCUUCUAUGCCAGAAACUCAGUGCAAGUGGCUCAUUUAUUCGGGGCCGGCGCGGCGGGUGAAAUUUGUCGAAAAUGCUUUGACAAGGAUCAUCGUGGACGUUGCCGUCGAGUGGUUUCGUUCAUUCAAAAUGCUGAUGGUUGCUAGUUGGAACGCGAUUGAUUCAAUACAUACUCCUAGUCGUUAUAAGUCGACCAGUAUUCUCCUGGCUGGAGUGGCGCAUCAUUGGAAUAUAUUGGUUUGCAACUAUUUGCCAAAAGUAUCAAAAUUUAAUAUUAGAAAAUAGCCUUAGGUUAGCUCUAAGAUAUUUAAUAUGGUUCAUUGUAAGGAAAAUAGAGUAACAAAUGUA